This is a messenger RNA of Eucalyptus grandis, 3040 nucleotides long. RefSeq names its product endoglucanase 25. Gene Ontology annotation, biological process: carbohydrate metabolic process. NCBI's taxonomy places the organism in Eukaryota, Viridiplantae, Streptophyta, Magnoliopsida, Myrtales, Myrtaceae. The record is from RefSeq and is a predicted model, not a curated record. Bases 942 to 2831 code for a protein of 629 amino acids. The transcript has 6 exons. Gene Ontology annotation, molecular function: hydrolase activity, hydrolyzing O-glycosyl compounds.
GUGAUUGAAAUCUGACUCAAUCAAGGAACUCUUUCAGAUAAUCUGAUUCCUCUGUUUGAAGUUGAAGCAUGGACAGUUCCAGAGCCAGAACUGGGAACUGACUGCCCAAUAAAUUCCAUGUUCCUGAAAAUGGGCCUAACGGGUUUAUCAGAGGAUCUACCUAGAGCAAGAACGGCUGGGCCUACUAGGGGCGGUCAUAGGCCCGAUCAGAUGCUCAUUUAUUUGUAGUUAGCCAGGUUUUAGCAGAAAGGUUCGUACAGUUCCAUUUUGAGUAACACCCUAAUUGAUAAAUCUUGGUAUGGUCUCUAUCGCCCACGAUCAACGACCAUAGUACCACUUCUCAUUCCUACACUGAAGCUUGCUCUAUGAUGUCAAUUCCUAUGUAUUUUUUAUUUUUUUUAUGUAUACCAAUGUGUUUGCUUACAGCUGACAAUUAACAUCGAUUUCCAGUAGCCAGGGACGGAAGUUCGAAAGGGACAAAUCUUGUAGUUGCAACCAAAGGGAAACUAUCUUCUUUCUGAAACACCAUUUAUGACAAGGCCGGCAGAGACAAAGUGUGCAAACUCCUUCCUUGGAAUCAUCGAUUCGCUUCUCCUGAUCUGCUCUUUAGAGAGAAGCAUCUUGGAAUAUGUCCAAUGGACAAAUUCCUUUUGAACGUUUGAUCUGUUUUCUAGUUCUAUGGACCCUUCCACUCGACCUCUUGAAAACAAUGCAAAAUAAGCUUUCCUAGGAUGCUGAUAAAACAAGAGCAGAACAAAUGCGUGAUAUAGAAGUAUAGGUGAUCACAAGAAAGAGAUGUUACCCUCUCAACAUAUCAGCCAGCAGGAUUUUCAUGCACAAAAUCUGUAAUUUGUUCUUUUUAAAAAAAUUCAUCAUAAAACACAAUCCUCUUCCUUCCUCAUAUCAAGAAGCAUACUCUCGGAACCUCGAUCUUUUUAACUAUGCCCAGGUCCGACUACUCCAUUGGUUCGCCUUCACAUAAUUCUGCAGCAGAUUUGGAAGCAUAUUCUGUGAGGUUCGUUCACACGUUGUCUGGAGCGGGGCGGAUUCUGCCAUCUGAUAGCCGGUGGAAUUCCAUAGAACUCAGCUUCGGCAGCCUUCUUCCUCAGUCACAUCCCAAUGCUUAUGGAUCUGUCCCCUCCAGAUUGUCGAAGUCCUACGACUAUGAUCUUGUUAUCACCGAUAAGCAACACUUCAAGCGUUUUCUCUACAUCGCCAUCUCAAUAGUACUUGUUGUCCUUGCACUUGUUCUGCUGGUUCUCUUUCUUCCGCGGAAGCAUAAGCAUGAUGGACCCUCCAAGAAUCUCACUCUUGCAGUGAACCAGGCACUUAAAUUCUUUGAUGCUCAAAAGUCUGGGUAUUACCCAAAGACCAGUCCCGUGAAAUUUCGAGGAGAUUCGGGAUUGCAAGAUGGGAACGCUACGCAGGCUGGCCUUUUAGGUGGUUUUUAUGACUCUGGGAACAACAUAAAGUUCAGCUUCCCAACUGCGUACACGGUCACCUUAUUGAGUUGGAGCAUGCUUGAAUAUCAUGAAAAGUAUGCCGAUAUUGGUGAGCUAGAUCAUGCGAGAGACAUUAUCAGAUGGGGCAGUGAUUACUUAUUGAAGCUCUUUAUUCCACCAAAUGCUACUUCGGAUCCCAUCUUGUAUUCUCAGGUUGGAGGUGCUAAGAAUGAUACUGAGGGUGGUGAUAAUGACACAAUUUGCUGGCAAAGACCUGAAGACAUGAGCUAUGUAAGACCUGUUUCAUCUUGUGACAUGGCGGCUUCGGACUUAGCAGGGGAAGUAGUUGCAGGAUUAUCGGCAGCAUCUUUAGUGUUCAAAGAUGAAAAAGACUAUGCAAUACGAUUGACAACAGCGGCAGAAACUUUGUUUGAGCUUGCAAUCAAAGAAGAUCCAACGAAACAAGGGACCUACACCGCAGUUGAUGAGUGUGGCGGGGACGCCAGAGCGUUUUACAAUUCAACAAGCUUCAAAGAUGAUUUGGUGUGGGGAGGGACUUGGUUGUUCUUUGCUACCGGGAAUCCAUCCUAUCUUGAAUACGCUUCUCGCAAUUUCAGUUUGGCCUUGCAAGAGGAAAGGACUAGUGAGAGAGGGCUGUUCUAUUGGAACAACAAGCUCCUCGGCAGUGCGGUAUUGCUUGCGCGACUUCUAUAUUUUCGUGACCUCGGCUACCCUUACAAAGAUUCUUUUGCAUCAUCAGCGAACAUGACCGAGUCAGUCCUCUGUUCAUAUCUAUCGGAUCAAAGCUUCAAUAGGACACAGGGUGGAUUAAUACUCUUGAAACCAGAUUCUUGGUCACCACUGCAAUAUGCAGCGACGGCGUCAUUUCUCAGUAAGCUGUAUAGUGACUACCUCAAUCUUCUCCACAGGACGGGAGGGGUGUGCCAUGACCGAGCAUUCUCAGUCAAGAUGUUGCAGAGCUUCUCUUCUUCUCAGAUUGAUUAUAUCCUGGGAGAUAAUCCAAUGAAAAUGAGCUACAUGGUUGGCUUCGGAGGCCAGUACCCGUUGCAAGUUCAUCACAGGAGCGCAUCGAUCCUGUGGGAUGGUCAGAAGUACUUGUGCAGCGAGGGAGACAGAUGGCUGCACUCCAAAGACCCCAACCCGAAUGUUCUUUUGGGAGCUAUGGUGGGUGGACCAGACAAGUUUGAUCAUUUCAUAGACGAAAGGGACAAACCGUGGUUCACUGAGCCGAGCAUUGCGAGCAAUGCAGGUCUGGUCGCGGCACUUAUCGCACAUCAUGAUCCUCCUCAACAUGCCGUGGAUUCGGGCGGCAUUAAUUUGGGAUUAGAUCAGAUGGGGAUUUUUGAAAAGGUUCAUCAGAGUACCUGACUUCAUUGGGAAUAAUGCAAGAUAGCACUAGCUAUCAAGGGAAGCCAAAGAUGAGAGAGGAGACGCAUAAAUUUGUUCUAACUGAUUGCUGAGAUCAUGUGAAUGUGAUUUACAGAAAUAAUGAGCUUUAUGUAAUUAGGUCAUUCCAACAUUUUAACUUUUGAACUUGGAUUUAAAUGUUUUGAAGAAAUGCCUCCAGGAACUCUACU